Neurospora tetraspora is the source of this 171-nucleotide messenger RNA. RefSeq lists its product as uncharacterized. NCBI's taxonomy places the organism in Eukaryota, Fungi, Ascomycota, Sordariomycetes, Sordariales, Sordariaceae. The record is from RefSeq and is a predicted model, not a curated record. The annotation marks the transcript as partial. The transcript has a single exon.
CGCAAUAUUUCUAUUAGCCCAUUAAAAUCGUUUUACGCUUUCCCAUUAAUAAUUAUAUUAGGCCGUAUAAUCGAUUCCUUUAGCUUAACUACUUUAAAAGAGAAGUUAGAAGCUAUCGCCAAAUUUAAAUUUCCUAAAACUUUAAGAGACUUAAAAAUCUUUAUCGGAUAA